CACCCACCCAUAACUGCAAUGUGAAGUCAAAGCCGGACGACAUUCUGUUUGGAAAUGGGGGUUUACGCAAGUACUUUCCACAACAGCGGAGGACAGAUACUCCUAGAAUCCACUGAUCCUUCUCAGUCAAACUGGAUUACUGCCCAUGCCAAAGUCUGCAAAAUGUCAAUUCCAGAAGCACAAAGGUGUUGGAGCAGAUUCCUUAUGCUGCAGCCAGAUAAGGAUGGGAACAUUCCACGAAAUCGUCUAUGUACAGAUAGCCCAUUCAGUCAGCAGUUACUAGAACAAUUACCUGUAACCAGAGAUGGCCUUCUAACAUUCCAAACUUACUGCAGUGCAUUGUCAUGGUUAUCCAAAAGUGGUGCAGAAACUAAACUACGAGGUCUUUUCCAGGUGUUUGCCUCUACCACCUUAGAUCAGGAAGCACUUCAGAAUCUGCUACAAAAUGUAUACCCAGACAAAAGUGCUGAAGAAAUGGCUCAGCUCUCCAUAGUUUUAUUACGAAACAUUGAUGAAACAAACCAAGGUUUUAUUAAUGAAGACCAUUUCACUGCCUGGGUUCUGAAGUUGCCACAAGAUAUUGCUGAAUCAGCUCUUUGGUUUCCAUUAAUACCUAAAGAUGUUGGAUCACCAAGCCACCCACAGUCUGUUCAAAAAUCUGCAACACCUGUUCCAGCAAGUGCAAGGAACGUGACUGACGAGCACCUUAUGACUCUUGCCUCAGAAAUGACAGCUAAAAAAAGGGACUGGAAACUCCUGGCAAAUAAUCUUGGAUUUCUGGAGUCAGACUGCCACACUUUUGGAGUAAGGUUCAGAGAAAAGAAAGAUCAGAUUCUGGAGAUGCUACAGGUCUGGAAGAACACCACUGGUGAACGUGCUCAGGUCAGUGCUCUGCAGGCAGCCCUUCGAGACAGUGGAAAUGUGGACAUCAGCAACAAAAUCUUCCAGCUGGAUUUUUAAGAUAGUAUAUUACAGUCUCCCUGUCUGAAAUAUUUCUUUUGUGUUUUACAGACUGUUCAUAUUUGCAAAAGACUGUUUAUUGAAUAAUAUAUUACAUUAAUAAGUAUAAAACUUAAUUUUAAGAAAACAGCUGAAAACUAUCUGUCAAAUUCAAACAUAUCUCAAAACAAACAAUGCAAUAAACUAUG
Molecule: messenger RNA, 1148 nt
Organism: Protopterus annectens (West African lungfish)
Lineage: Eukaryota; Metazoa; Chordata; Ceratodontiformes; Protopteridae
Exons: 8
Coding region: 55-960 (301 amino acids)
Biological process (GO): signal transduction
Molecular function (GO): protein binding
Source: RefSeq, a predicted model, not a curated record